AUGGCUCCAGCUCAGCGUUUGCACCACUUGCACCACUUGCUGGUACAUCUUUGUGCAAGCGAGGAGGAGGAGGAGCAUCGAAUUCCUUGGCCCACCACUAGCGAGUGCGUGACGGAGGGAGUCAAGGUAUUUGCCUCAAGCUCCUACGAUGCUCUGACCUCGCGACCUGAGAAGAAGCAUUGGCAAUGGAAAUAUGCCGUAACCAUCUCCAACGAAUCUCAGCAGUUGAUCCAGGUGCUGAGCCGUCACUGGAUCGUGACGGAUGCCACAGGCAAGACUUUUCAGGUGGGGCCCAAGGCCUACGGCGUCGUCGGGCAACAACCCAUGUUGAGACCUGGGGAGUCCUUCAGAUACACCUCGCUGUGUCCUCUGGCCACGGAACUGGGGACCAUGCAUGGCAGCUUUGAGAUACUGAUUCUGGAACCCGUCCAGAUGAAUGGCCAGCGUUUUCAGGCUGAAAUCGGGCGAUUUGGUUUGACCCUCAAGGGGGAAGGAUGCCAUGAUGCCCAUCGUCAUCGGUCAGAUCUGAAAUGGUGUUCUCUGUGUUUGCUUGUGAGGCCUGAACAUCAGCCGCUGUUGCCCGAGCCUUGUAAAUGCAUACCAGUGUGUGAUGAGGGCCCUCAAGGAGGCCCACCUGCCACGAUUCAUGGACCUGCCGGAGAGUUCCCGCUGGCCGCUUGCAAGUCUUGGGCCCUUCUGCCAACCAGCAGGUUGGAAAGCCGUGCCUUUACCACUUACACUGGCGAGGUGCAGGUGCACGACGUUUUUGGUCUACCCUCCACUGUCAAGAGGCAUGUUGUUCGGCUGGAUGUCGCUACAGACUCCUUGCUGACACUGCAGACCGAGGUGCACAGAGACACGCCCACCACUUUGGCAGUGGACAUCUUUCGCCACCUGGCUGCAACGGUGAAAUCGUGGUCCAGCUUCGCAGGCGAAAUAUGCUUGGAGCCGGUGGCGAAGACACCAAGGACGACAAGCCUUGCGCUUGUCCUGCUUGGUGCAGUGGCUGCCUGUGCAUCGCUGGCCUUUACCUUGGCUGCUCCAUCGAGGCCCAUGGCUUCCAACUUGCCACAGCACGCGAGACCUGCCAUGCUCGCUGGGCAUUUGGCAGAUGGCACGCCACUGCUGGGCCCGCGGGGACUGAUGCGGCUGGUGAGCUGCAACAAAACGGGCUUGAUGUUGAUGAUGGUUUUCUCGGUGGCCAUUUGCUUGUUCACAGCAUUGGAGAAACAAUUUGUCGGAGAACUGUCGCAGUACUGUUUCAUAGCCAAAAACAGGUCGGAGUUCUGGCCUCGCAUGCGCAAAGUUAUGGUGGUCCUGCUACUGUCACCUCUGUGCAAUUGGGCCUACCAGCUCAGCGCUUUGAAGACAAGCAAUGAUGUCAAGUUCUCGCUCCAGACAGCUGCAUUUCCAAGAGUUUUGGACUCGGGUACCUUUCCAGAGGGAGCAGCAGCCUCUUUGUUUACUGGGGAGCUCGACAAGCUUACGAAUAUAUCAGAAAAGUUUUUGCGUGGAGUAGUUGGCUGUGUCGUUUUUUCGUGCUUUAUCUGGCGACUGGUACGCAGGGGCAAUGCGCGCUUUCAGCGGAUCUUUGGGACACUUAUGCUCAUCGUUGUGGUUGGGGUCGGCAUCAGUGUGCUGUUGCAAGGCAAGGUGGGACCAGCAGCACGUGACGCCACAAGGGCAUCCAGAGAAGUUGCCAAUGUCGUAGUUGCUGAAGUCAACGUGGCAGAGGAAACAAGGGCAUACCAUGCAACGCUGGAGAGGGCAAAAAAGCUGAAAAAGGUGAUGUGGACUGGAAUUGAGAAACAACUUGAACACGGCAAGCAGCGGGAGCUGUGGAAAACUCUUGAUAGCAUGCGACAGAACGGGAACUUGAUGGCGAUUCACUUCCUCCUUGGCGUUGCUGUCAUGGAAGGGGAAUUUCCAUUUGCAGUUUACCAUGCGUCGUUUGUCAUAUCAAUCAACUUGGCAUUGUCGCUGCGAGAUUUGCUCCAAGGCCUGGCGCGUGUGAUCUGCAAUCCGCCGGAGCUGUUGCUCUUGGACGAGCCCACCAGUGCUUUGGAUGUGGAGUUAGAGAAGGACGUUUUCGAAACGAUGAAACGCUUGGCAAAGGAGCACAGCAUGAUGAUCCUAAUGGUGACGCACCGGGUGACCCUUGCUGAGCAAUCCGACCAGGCCUUCCUGCACGGUCUGCUCUCAGGGAAAGAUCAUCAGGUGGACAUUGUCUUUGACCUCGUCUCUAUGGAUGUGGUCUCCAGUCAGGUGGAUUCCAAAGUCUCCGAGGCGAAGUGCUGGCCCGUGCGCAUCGAUCUCACAGCAGUGCCAGUAGCUCGUGCAGCUUUGCAUUGGCCGUCGGUGUGUCCCUCGGAAGAUCGUUUGCCGAAGCCCAUUGGGUCCAAUGCCCGUCGCCUCGGCUGGGGGUCGAAGGGUGCAGUCGUGCUUGGCGACCGUGGUCUCGAGUUUUCAGGCGGCGCGUCGCACUUCGCGUAUCGCUUCGCAGAGGAACGGCCCUGGACGGCCUUUCAGAAGCCGUUGUGGAGCAGCACCUUGGAGGUGCCACCCAGGCUACAUCGCUUCGUUCGCUUCUUUAUGCGCGUCUCCUUUCGAUUUGCCAGCGGGCCCCUUCAGGCUGGAGGGAGAAUGGCAUGGGCUUCCCCAAACUUGCCGUGA
Messenger RNA from Cladocopium goreaui, 2673 nucleotides. The record is from the annotation of a GenBank genome assembly. Lineage: Eukaryota; Dinophyceae; Suessiales; Symbiodiniaceae.